This is a messenger RNA of Drosophila ficusphila, 2658 nucleotides long. RefSeq lists its product as uncharacterized. Bases 346 to 1362 code for a protein of 338 amino acids. The record is from RefSeq and is a predicted model, not a curated record. The transcript has 4 exons. Lineage: Eukaryota; Metazoa; Arthropoda; Insecta; Diptera; Drosophilidae.
GCAAACCAACGACGAGCGGAUAAGGCAAAAUACCUCAGCAGCGAAAAAAACACGAAAAGCCAGAAACUGAAACUGAAACACAGCAAAACAACUCGAACUUCGUGCAGUGGCAGUGGCAAACCAAACAGAAAAGAAACAUAAACCAGAAAAGAAGCGAAUCGAGGCGUAAAUAAACAGAGCGAAUUGGAGCGAGCGUCAAAGCCGAAAAUCGAAAAAAAGAAACACACCAAACUCUUGCAAACAAAGACGUUUUUCCGGAAAACGCGCGGAAAAGUGAAUUUCAAUUUUUUUCGAGUGAAAGUUGGGCGCCCAGGCCCACGCCCACCCAACGCAACCACGCCCACAAUGAACCGUUCGAACAGUUUUGUUAGCUCGCUGAAGUGGUGGCCACUGCAGGGUCACAACAACCAACCGGUGGCCGUGGCGCCACCUACCGGCGGUGGCGGCUACUCCCAAUCGGCACCGAGCUCACCAACUUCAAAUUGGCCACCGCCAUUGCAACAGCACCAGAAUCCCCACCACGGCGGCACACCCACCGCCCACCGGCUGAUGCCGCCCACCGCCCACAAGGCCGGCGGAAUCGUGGGCGCCACCUUCGGCAGCAGCGUCGCCGUUCAGAAGCUGCGCGAAUCCAAGUGGUUCAAGCCCGAGGAGCAGCGCAUCUUUUGCGCCGUCGUCGAGUGCGGAUUUAUUGUCGAGAUCCGCAGCAGCGCUGCUGCCGAAGCGGCGGCGGCCAACGCAGCAGCUGCGGCCGCUGCCGCCGCCUCCGGUGACGGCGACGUCGACGUCGACGUCCUGGAGGAGCUCGACUGUCCGCUGACCAUCCAGCCGCCCACUCCACCGCCCACCCAAGCCAAAAACCUAUCCCACCCACCGCGGCUGGUUAUUCCGCGCAACGGAAGCAGUUUCCUGGAGACGCAGGACGAGAACGAGACGCCAGUGGCGUCCUGGUACGGCAUCGUCCUCUGCAAGGUGGCCAAAGACAAUAAACCGAAGCCCGAGACCAUUGAGAUAUUUUCUGUGAAAAUACGCGAGAAUGGCACAUAUAAGCUAAUCAAGAUGUCGUUGGCCGAUAUCUGGAGUCACGGAUGGGAGUUGCGCAUCAACAACUUUGCCGACAAGGAGAAGGUGCCGCACAACGAAAAGGACAUUCGCAAUCAGGUGUCGGUGGCGCGCAAGGCCAAGCAGAGUCUGUGGAACAACAACAAGCACUUCGUCUACUGGUGUCGAUAUGGGAGUCGUCAGCAGGAUCUGCGCAAGCGACAGAUGUCGGAGUGCGUGAAAUGGGGCAGCGUGGGCAUGAAUGCGGGCAUGCUGCUGGUGCUCAAUAAUCGCCAGAAAUGCUAUUCCCACUCAAAGUAACUAGCAAAAGAAAAAAAAAACCCAACCCAAAGCCACCCCCCAUAUGCCAUACUUCAUUUCGAUUCGAAAGAAAAGAAAUACCUUGCCCAAAAAACCAAACCACAGACCACAGACCACAGAGCGAUUUUAUACAGCAAACACAAGUAUUAAAGUAAAUUCGGAUGAUAAGAUAAUUUAUUGGCUAAGAACGCCAAGGGCAGUGGAAAAAAACCAAAUGCAAAUAUACGUAUAUAAGUGCAAAAAAAAAAUAAAAAUAAAAUAAAAGAGAGCCAAGAAAAUAUUCAGAUCAGGGCGAGGGCUUUUUGGCAGUAUUAAAAAUUAAGGUAAAAAUUUAAUAAAAGAAAUAAAAAGUGAAGAAAAGAUUAAGAUAAAGGUAGAGCAAAGCAGAGCAAGAAACAUGGCCCACAUCAUUAAGUCACAACACAACAAGACACAACAACAAUUACCACUACUACUACUACUACACUCCCGCCCAUGAUUGUAUAGCUGUUGCAACUCGAGCUGCAAUUUAUCAAAUACUUUUGUAUUUACAAUUGUGCAUAUGACACAGAACGAGAGAGAGAGACACACACACACUGUGAAAUUCGAAAAGACUUAUUAAAUAUUUGUUUGUUUUUUUUUUUUGCCCUAAUUUUUUGUUUUCAUGUGAUUAAAUACGUAUACAUAUUAUUAUAUUUAUACAUUGUGAAAAUGGCAAGCGAAUGCAAGUCAACAUUUUUUGUUUUCUUUGUUGUUUAAGCGUAGUUAAGAGAUCCACCCAAAGGGGCAGGAAAAUCAAUCGAUGAGAACUCUACGUAGCAGGCAUAAUUUAGCAUUGUAAAAAACAAUCAAACAUUCGAAAUGUUUCGUUAUGUAUUUAGCUCUACAUGACCGAUCGACCAAUGGACCGAGCGACAAGUAACACAAUGACUUAGAAACGAAACAAAAAUAUAUAGAAACGCAACAUCAAAGCAAAAACUGCAUAUUUUUGUAUAUAGGGAACCGGACGAUCUACUCGGACUCUCACAUAAAUAAACUCAAAGAAGACGCAACCCACAAAAACAGAAACAGAAACAGAGAGAAAAUUUACAAAAUUACAAUGGAAAAACGAAAACGAAAUCAGAACGCUAGUUCGUAAGCUUAAUAUACAUUAUUACUUAUUCUGUUUAAGUUUUGUAUUUUUUAAGCAAUUUAUAAAAUAUUUAUAGUAGUCUUAUAUACAUUUCGACAAUGUGGAAAAAAAUUCAAAUAUAAAACGUUUGUAAAAUGCUUUAUAUUGAUAUUAUUAUUAAAUGUUUACCAUCGGAUACAACAAAA